UGUUUAGAUGAACUUUGCUUUGGAUCAAAGCAGCAAGCUUUUAUUACCUGGGAAUAGCUGCUGAACCUUGCUGGUGGAUGAGACCAGCAAGAAGCACAGACAGGUGGUGGGCCGUGUGUGUGUGGAAGCCAGCAGAGAGUGUCAUGGAUGGUUAGGUGAGAAAAGCCACAAAAAGGAAGGAAGGAGCGUGCCUAAGAGAGAGACGGAGAGAGGGAGGGAGGUACGAGAGGAGUAGGGCUCCGAACGGCGGACAGAGAGCUGCUCCAAGACAUUUCAGGACGUGGAGACGAUCAAGUGAAAGGAGAAAAUGGUUCGGUGGUUCCACAGAAACAUCUCCGGCCUGGAAGCCGAGACCUUGCUGAAGGCCAGGGGAGUCCACGGCAGCUUCCUGGCCCGGCCCAGCAAGAAGAACCAGGGAGACUUCUCCCUUUCGGUCAGGGUGGACGACACGGUGACCCACAUCCGUAUCCAGAACACAGGUGACUACUACGACUUGUACGGGGGAGAGAAGUUCGCCACCCUGUCUGAGCUCGUGGAUUACUACACCACGGAGCACGGCGUGCUGCAGGACAAGGACGGCACCCUCAUCGAACUCAAGUACCCGCUGAACAGCUCUGACCCCACCACAGAGAGGUGGUACCAUGGGCACCUCUCUGGUCCAAACGCAGAAAAGCUGCUGGUGGGGCGCAAAGAACCGGGGACCUUCCUGGUGCGUGAGUCACUCUCUAAGCCCGGAGACUACGUGCUGUCCGCCUUGACCGAUGAGUUUGGGCCCAGUGGGGAGCGGAGGGUCUCCCACAUCAAGAUCAUAUGCCAGAAUGAUAAAUACACAGUGGGGGGAUCAGAGAAAUUUGAUUCCCUGAGUGACCUGGUGGAACACUAUAAACGCAAGGGUAUUGAGGAGCUUUCAGGAACCUGGGUCUUCCUUAAGCAGCCAUACUACUCGACCAGGGUGAACGUGUCAGACAUCGAGAACCGAGUCAAGGUGCUGGAUCAGACAGCGGCGGGCACAGAGAACAGUGGGGACGGUGACAAGAAGAGCAAAGCGGGCUUUUGGGAGGAGUUUGAUGCUCUGCAGAAGCAUGAAGCCAAGGUAAAGAAGAGCAGAAAUGAGGGAAUGAGGCCAGAAAACAAGAGCAAAAACCGAUACAAGAAUAUCCUUCCGUUUGACGAGACGAGGGUGGCGUUGCAUUCACGUGACCCAACCAUUGUUGGUUCUGACUACAUCAACAGCAACUAUGUGAAGAAUAAGUUGUGUGACACUGGGAACCCGAAGGUGUACAUCGCUACUCAGGGCUGCCUGGCGACCACCGUGAAUGACUUCUGGCAGAUGGUGUGGCAGGAAUGCUCACGAGUGAUCGUCAUGACAACACGGGAGGUCGAGAAGGGCCGGAACAAAUGUGUGCCGUACUGGCCUGAGUUGGAAGGCUCCAAAGAGGUUGGCCCAUAUCUGGUCACGUGUUUGUCAGAAAGAGACGCUUCUGACUACAAGAUCCGGGUACUUGAGAUCUCACCCUUGGACCAGUCUGAUGUUCCCCGUCGGAUUUGGCACUACCAGUACCUGAGCUGGCCAGACCACGGUGUGCCCCAGGAGCCAGGUGGUGUGCUGAGCUUUCUCACCCAAGUAAAUGCCAAACAGAUGGAGUUCCACGAUGCUGGACCCAUGAUCAUCCACUGCAGUGCUGGAAUUGGUCGCACUGGAACCAUAUUGGUCAUUGACAUGUUGGUAGACAUCAUUGAUGCUAAAGGCAUGGACUGUGACAUCGACAUCUCCAAGGCCAUCCUGAUGGUGCGGGAGCAGCGAUCUGGCAUGGUCCAGACGGAGGCUCAGUACAAGUUCAUCUACCUAGCCAUGUUGCAGUACAUCGAGACCACAAAGACCAAGUUGCAUGCCAGCAAGGAACUCGAGACUGAGUACGGCAACCUGUCUCUGCAGCCGAAGCACCAGAAAGCCAGCCGCAAAGUCUCCAACAAUAAGGAAGACGUGUAUGAGAAUCUCGGCAUGAAGGGGAAGAAAGACGUGAAGAAGCAGAAGUCACAAGAGAAGAAGAGUGGCUCUGUGCGGAAAAAAUAGGCUCCAAGGAAGUGACGAAUACCCGAUCGAAGGUUUAAGCCCGACAAUUAUGAGGCUUACAAAUAUAUUUUCAGUCAGUACAGUUUAUAUAUGAGGAAUCUGUCAAACUAAAACGAUUUUAUUUUCAGUAGCUUUAAGAUGUAUUUUUCCCUUAAGUUAAGAUUGUAUCGAAUAGACACAAAUAUGAUCAUUACGGCAUUUUAUGCUUUUUGUACUUGUUCGGGGAGUUGUGGGUUGAGUGUUUGCAAAUAAAGACGUGUGAAAACUA
Messenger RNA from Paramormyrops kingsleyae, 2342 nucleotides. RefSeq names its product protein tyrosine phosphatase non-receptor type 6 (gene ptpn6). Gene Ontology annotation, cellular component: cytoplasm. Gene Ontology annotation, molecular function: non-membrane spanning protein tyrosine phosphatase activity; phosphotyrosine residue binding. Gene Ontology annotation, biological process: peptidyl-tyrosine dephosphorylation; mitotic cell cycle; cell differentiation. NCBI's taxonomy places the organism in Eukaryota, Metazoa, Chordata, Actinopteri, Osteoglossiformes, Mormyridae. The record is from RefSeq and is a predicted model, not a curated record.